UUGACAAGCCAGCGCAAAAUAGAGAGAAUGAACGCUUGACAGCUGCCGCCUGGCUUGUACAGUUUGUUUCAAUAUAAGAAAAUACUUAUGCUCAGUUUAUUUUCUAAAGGUUUUGGGUAGCUAGACAGUACCUCUGCUUUUAUGGCCGCUGUGUUAAGGAAUAAUGUUUGGGUUGCUCCAGGGCAGGACGCGCCGUCUCUCCGUAAAGCCGCACCACUGACAGCCGACGGUCUGAGAGGUGAAGAUCAUGGACAAGUGCUGUGUAACACGAGGGAUGCGAUCACGGGAACUUCUUCCUUUCACGAUUACAAUUUGGUUAAAUCAGAGAUGGAUAGCUACCUGUCUCCUCCUCCGCCGGGGGUGGUAGACUCCAAAAGGUUGUGCAGGGACAGUGCGCUAAUGCUAGAGCCCUCUUUCACCGAGGACUUGGGCUCCCCUUACAGUGUAAACAUGAACCUCCUCCUUCCUGAUGUCACAUACCUACACCCUGGUCUCUGUAGGCCGAUGAGACCCAUCAAGACAGAACCUCUCUCCCACUCCCUGAUGCACCCCGCUUGUCAAGGCAACGGAGUACCACCAACAAUCCCUGAAUACCCAGGUGUUUUUAGUCCAGCAGACGCAACUAGUGGUAACUUUUUCAUCAAACAGGAAAUGCCAUCUGUGGACUUUCAGGAUGUUCCCCUCUUUCAGCUUUUGAACUCUGAUUUAGAGCAGCACGCUCAUGGAUCGCAGGUGAGCACCGACUUGCGCAAUGGCGUCCCAAUGGCCCCAUUAAGUCUUCCUAUUGGGAAUGUCCAUUUAGGCCCAGUUCAGAAUUCUGUCAAACCCAUAAGCGGUCCACAGAAUGAAGGUUAUCCAUUUACGCCGCAUUUAAGCCAUCAGCAGAGACCAACCUAUUUGCCACCUUCUCCACCCAACUCUGAACCCGCGAGUCCGGACAGGGGGAAAGAGCUACUUCACACGCUUUCCCCGCCACCCUCCUACGAAGCCAGCAUCGCCUCUAAAUUGACUUUUCAGGCCCAUAACGUUGGCCCAGGCCAGACGUCCAGUCUAGCACCAAUCCAAAGCCCAGAUCUGGCUCCUGACCUGAAUUCCAAUGUCGGAUUAAUCCAGAGCCCAGGUCUCGGGCCAGUCCAGAGUUCAAGCCAAACCCCAGUUCAGACCGCACGACCAGCUCAGACGUCAUUGGGUGUCGGUCCUCUGUCGCCAGUGUUGGCCCAGUCCGCUCCCCUCAGAUAUAACCGCAGGAAUAAUCCUGACCUGGAGAGACGGCGGAUUCACCACUGUGAUGUCCCAGGAUGCAAGAAAGUAUACACCAAGUCUUCCCAUUUAAAAGCCCAUCUGCGGACCCACACAGGAGAGAAGCCGUACCAGUGCUCCUGGGAGGGGUGUGAGUGGCGCUUCGCUCGUUCUGAUGAGCUGACUCGCCAUUUCAGGAAACACACCGGGGCAAAGCCUUUCCAGUGCAGUGUGUGUAACCGCUGUUUCUCCCGCUCUGACCACCUGGCCCUACACAUGAAGAGGCACCAGAGCUAGAAUCCCCCUCUUGUAAUUCACCUUAAUCAGUCACAUUUUUUUUUUUGUUUUAUUGCAAAAUGAAAUAAUUUGUCAAAAGUACGGGCACUUAAAUAUCAUAAAUCAACCACACAGAAAACAGUGGAUUAGACCACUUGCUCCCUAGUGGAGAUAUUUGUAGCAGUGCUGGCCCACAAAUAAUUACUGUUUCUUUUAUUUUAAAAAAGAUCAGAUGCUGCCUGUGUCGUGUUUUGUUUUUAGAUGUAUACCCCAGUCUUUGGGGAAAUUUUUCAGGAAAUCCUGCCACGGUGUCAGUCAAAAAACAGCAGUCAAACUGUAAUAAUGAAAAAAAAAUAUACAUAUAUUUUUUGGAGGUAUACAUUCAAUCAUAUUUUCACUUUACUUGUUUUGCAGUAAAUGAAAUAAUAUAUUUAUUGUCUGCAAUAAGGUCAUGAACAACUCUACAAGCAAUGCCAAUAAUUUAUUUUCAGGGGUUUUAAAGGGUUGCUUUUCUGUACAGAUCAUAUCAAUAACACAUCAUAGGGGCAUUUACUGAAUUGUAAUUAUUCAUAAGCACAGAAAUGGGUAAAUUACUGUGGCUGUGAAUUGUAAGGUCAAAUGAUGUUUUGGCAGCAGCCAAAGGAUGAGAUAUUAUGUGUACAACAUGACAUUAGAAAGUAAUUUAGCAAGUAUUUGAAGUUAUACAGGAACAAGUUGUGGGUUUUGUCUAAGAUAGAAGAUACUCCAGAAUAAAUAGGAGGAUGAGCACAGUGUGCGAGUUGAGCCAUGUGGUCAGCUCAGUGCAUACAGCAUGACAAUAACACUGCCAGAGUUGUGGGUUCAAUCCCCACAGAGGACAAUUGCACCCAAAGAAACACAAAAUGUAUUCCCUGAUAGCUCUGGAAGAGAGGAUCAGUAUAAGAUAAAGAUUAUAGGAUGUUAUUUGUGUCUGUGGUCACUUUUAUUUUGACUGAAUUAUUGCCAUUUUUCAGUGUCUUAUAAAUGCCCUUAUAAUGUAAUAUAGAUAUGGCCAUUACAGAUAUUGGUAAUAUUUAUUUCAGGCAGGUGCACAGAUAAAUCCAAAUGGUGUUUCAGCACCUGUCUGAUAGUCCUGUAAGGCAAUUUCGAAACCCUUAUGAACACUCAAUAUGCAUGUUUUAUGCAUUAAUGGAAGAUAACAUUCUUUAAAAAUUCAGUUUACCUUAAUGUGAUGAGAGAGCAGUUGCAGAGGCUCUUUGCAUCAGCCCUGAAAUACGUUCUCCCACAGUUUGCUUGCCUAAGCUAUAGGUUAAUCCUGGACUUACUGUGUCCUUGAGCAACAGCAAACAACAAACAAACGUGUCAUUUUAACAGCGGUAAGACAGGAGAGCUGAUAGUUACUGCUCAAAAUAACUGUGCAAAAGUCUCGCGUACAAGACUCAGAUAUCAUGUUUUUCUAAAGGUGCAUUGCAGUAAUUGGGCCGACUUAACCCCUUUCUCCUGUUACAGAAGUUAUUAUGAUAGACAGCUCAUGACAUAGAAGUCGUGACUCGUUUAUCUUGACAAUCUUUUGCUUUCAAAUCCCUGCAUUAGAUUGCAGCAUUACAGGGAGUUUGGUCAGCCCAUUACAGGAAUACGACAUCAUAGCAUCCAGUAGAUAAGCUGACUUUCAGUGAUUUCAGAGCAGCGUACAUCAGAUAUCAUGGCCCCUCCAGGCUCUCUGUGGGACUUUCUUUGGACUGAGCACCUGCCCCUCUGUGCAUGCUUUUGGUUUCUUUGAAUACUGUACAAGAACAAUGUCCAUUUAUUCUUACACCUUUUCAAAGUGCCUUUUGAUGUUUUCUUCAUGAAUGAAAAACAAAGCUGUCCUGUCGGUCAACUUUGUUCAAUCGGGUACUCUACACUGCAAAAAUAAUACUGUAUAUUUGCUGCCCUUCCUUGGCUUUAAUGUUUUCAAAAUACAGCAAUUUCUGGGUGUUGUAAGAAAAUAUUUCUAUUUAUGACCAAAUUCCUUUAUAAUUUGAGUCUUUAUGAGCAUAAUUAUUUCAAGUUCCUAUAAUUUGUUAAGAUGUAUAUAUUUUAUAUUUGCUGUUCAAGCAUAGGAUCCACUGAUUGUAUUUGGGUGUACUAAGAUUUCAAACGUUCUAUUUUAAACUGCAGAGACUGUUUCAUUCUUAUUUUUUUUAGGCAAUAAGGAUCAAAUUCUGACAAUAUUGUUACAGUCUACACUGUCAUCAGACACUCCACAGCUGAGGAUCAGUGUAGGCUGUGCCAGGGAGUUAAUGCAAUACGUUUUUGAGAGGGGAAAAAAAAUCAUAAUAUAUACACUCAGUAAUUUGACAUUGUUGACAAAACAUGUUAUGUGUUACAUUAUUUUGUGUCGUAGCUUGAAAACAUAAAUGUAGCCUAAAUCAAUAAUAUGUGCUCAUACAGGCAUCUGGCCAUCCGAGUGAAAUUCCAAAUAAAAGUUUUGUGCUGAA
Molecule: messenger RNA, 3974 nt
Organism: Myripristis murdjan (pinecone soldierfish)
Lineage: Eukaryota; Metazoa; Chordata; Actinopteri; Holocentriformes; Holocentridae
Gene: klf5b
Product: Kruppel like factor 5b
Exons: 4
Coding region: 142-1536 (464 amino acids)
Biological process (GO): regulation of transcription by RNA polymerase II
Molecular function (GO): DNA-binding transcription factor activity, RNA polymerase II-specific; RNA polymerase II cis-regulatory region sequence-specific DNA binding
Source: RefSeq, a predicted model, not a curated record